Molecule: messenger RNA, 2218 nt
Organism: Myxocyprinus asiaticus (Chinese sucker)
Lineage: Eukaryota; Metazoa; Chordata; Actinopteri; Cypriniformes; Catostomidae
Exons: 8
Coding region: 323-1252 (309 amino acids)
Molecular function (GO): protein binding
Source: RefSeq, a predicted model, not a curated record
CGGAAGUGCGUGGGCAGGCUGCGACUAAAAGUCUGUGGACUGUAAUGUAACACUGAAAUAUACGUGAUUUCUACUAAAGAACGAUGUCUCAUAUUGAUCUGCCUCGACAAGGGUUUAACUGUUAAUUUUAUCGUUCGGCUCUCUUCCAGAGAUCUAGACAUUACGCCACAUUCACUUCCCCUUCUCUUUGUUUACCGUAAGAUAAAUGCAGUCGAGAUUUCAAGCGAAGGAAAGUGCGUAUUUCCUCAGGAAAACCAGCUAGAAUGGCGCAUUCACGACCCACAGAUUUCAUGGUGGAAGAUAUGGAUUCAGAAUAAUCGAAAUGAUCCGCCACAUUUACGCAGUGGCGCAUUUCAUACUGAUGAUCGGUCUCGCCAAGACUGUUGACUUACAGCCUCCAGAUGUUAGGAUAGUGGAAUCAGAACUACAGUGGAAGUCUGCCAAUGAUGACGGUGUGCUGUAUUCAGUUCAGUACAAACGUGGCUCGAAUCCAGCGAAUGAAUGGCACAAUGUGUCAAGUCAUACUGGGACAAAAUUAAAAACAUUAUACAUCACUGCUGAAUUGUAUGGAGCAGUUUUCCGAGUGCGUGCAGAGAAAGAAAACCGCACAUCAGAAUGGCAGAAUUCGAAACCAGUCAAGUGUGUAAAUAUACAGUAUUGUGUUCCUUUGAUAAAUCUGACUGUUAAACCUGGAGUGGCUCACCUGCAAAUGGAACAUAUGGACCAGAGCUUGGUGAAAGAACUUGGAACUGAAAUUGCCUUUAAUAUAUCGUACUGGAAAGUAGCUAAUGGAGGUCAUUCAGAGGUACAGUUUUUUGUAACAAAUGGCAAGAGUCAACAUUUUCCUAACCUGGAGUCAGGACAGAAGUACUGUUUUCAGGUUCAGUAUUUGAGGUACAGUAAGCCCUAUGGAAAUACCAGCAACCAAAGAUGCGCAAUUAUCCCAGAAACAGCUGAAGAGGCAAAAAGACGCGUUUUGCUCUCAAGUAUACUAAGCACAGUUUUUGUUUUGGCCAUGUGUGGUGUCUGCAUUUUUGCACUUUUCAAGAACUACAAAAAGUUUAAACCGGUCUUUCAACCACCCCUGGAAAUUGCUGACCAUUAUCGAGAGUUUUUGACAGGGGAGUUUCCUCAGCAACCAUGUCCAAGUUCCAGCAGUCAAAGCUUACAGUCAUGUGACUUUGUCGUAUUAAUUGAGGACAACAAUAUAGAGGUGAAUGGCCUUGAGGAGCAACAAGAAAGAAGAUCUUGAGUCUGUGUUUGACACAAAUACUUUGAUUGUCUUUAUAUAGGCUGCUCUUAAGAAAUUAUGUAGAGUAGAUGACAUAUCUGUGGUUUGAGCAAUGAUUAUCAUAGUCUUUGUCAUUUGAAACAUCACUGCUAUGAGAAUGGAAAUGGUUCAUAACCUACUGAGAGAAAAAUUAAUGUUCUCACAGACAUUUUUCCCAACCACAAGAGGGCACAAGCUUACUUGACAAGAACUAGAAGGUACUAUUCUGAUCUUCUGUGCAAUAGCCAACUUCAAGCUUUCACUUAACACCCGGUAUCUCAUAGAACAAAAUCAUAUUUUUUUCAGCAUCAUGCAUCUUUUUUUUGCUUGAUGAAAAGUCUCAUCUGACCCCUCACCAUGGAGACUUGGGAGUAAAAUUCCAGGAUCAUUUUAGACUGGUCUGUGAACUUUUGCACCCUGGAUUUCUCCACAGAACAUCCUAGCACAGCAUGAGUCUGAACCAAAGAAUGUGCCAGCGGCAUACAAUACGUUGGAUGGCUUUAAAGAUGACAAGGAACAGUAUUAUGGCCCUUAACUGUUUCUCAAGAUGCCAUUUUCUCAACAUCUCCAUCCAAGGAAUGUUAUUUAAAAAAGCCUCCAUGCAGACCCACAGAGAGGAGGAAAAAGCUUCAAAUACUUAGUGGCAGACAGAUGUUUAUGCAGCUGAUGCUUGGACCAUGGAUGUUUUGUGACCUGCUAAAGACAUGCUUCCAUUGUUAUCCUGUAGUUGACAAUUUUGAAAACGUAUACACAAAAAUAAGUACACAUUUACACAUCUCAUUGUGAUUACAAUAAUGGCUAUUUCAAACAGUUGUCUACUGGUAAAUAGUGUUUCUCUGAUUUAAAAAACAAAACAAUGUAUAUGUAAAUGGUGUAAAAACCCACUCUGAAAUACUGAAGUAACCUUUGAGUUCAGUGAGUCUAAUAAAACCAUUCUUGUGUGCAAAG